Gorilla gorilla gorilla (western lowland gorilla) is the source of this 5525-nucleotide messenger RNA. It is a transcript of the gene GRAMD1A, whose product is annotated as GRAM domain containing 1A. Gene Ontology annotation, biological process: intracellular sterol transport. Lineage: Eukaryota; Metazoa; Chordata; Mammalia; Primates; Hominidae. Bases 555 to 2759 code for a protein of 734 amino acids. The record is from RefSeq and is a predicted model, not a curated record. Gene Ontology annotation, molecular function: cholesterol binding; cholesterol transfer activity. Gene Ontology annotation, cellular component: endoplasmic reticulum membrane; endoplasmic reticulum-plasma membrane contact site; plasma membrane. The transcript has 18 exons.
AUGUCCACUGAGCAGAGACCUGAGGGAGGUAGGGGAGCCCUGUGGAUGUGGAUGUCUGGGAGGAAGGGCAUUUUGAGCAGAGGCACCGACCAAGGCAGGAGCUGGGAGAGGGAGUGCAGGGCUGAUGAGGGCAGAGAGGGACCAGCCAGGAGGACCCUGAUGGACUCAGGUGAUUCCAGGCUCCCUCCCACUACAGGUAUGGGCAGGGAUGGGAACAGGGAGACCAGGGAGGAGGCUGCUGGGAUGGCCCAGGGGAAAAGCAGUGGCCUGGGCCACUGGCUGUUUAAUUAUUUUAUUCAUGUAUUUUAUUCCACAAAUUUAUUUUACAAGUGUUACAUGAAUGCCUACCCUGCAUCCUGUCCCGCAUUGUGCUGGGGACAGAGCAGUGACCCAUAGACCCGUGAAGGACUUGGACCUGUCAUCAGACAGUGACGGCCCAGAGUAGUCCAGGAUGGGAGCUGCCCAGGGGACUGUGGGGUCACGCAUGAGCCAAAGUCCUGAAGGACAAAUAAGCAUUUGCUAGGCAAAGAAGAACUACGAUCUGGACAGACAGAAUGGCAUAUGUUAAGGCUUGGAGCACCACACCCCACUCUGGCCGGAGCACGCCAAGCAGCUCCCCAUCGCUCCGGAAACGGCUGCAGCUCCUGCCCCCAAGCCGGCCCCCACCUGAGCCAGAACCAGGCACCAUGGUGGAGAAGGGAUCAGAUAGCUCCUCAGAGAAGGGUGGGGUGCCUGGGACCCCCAGCACCCAGAGCCUAGGCAGCCGGAACUUCAUCCGCAACAGCAAGAAGAUGCAGAGCUGGUACAGUAUGCUGAGCCCCACUUACAAGCAGCGUAAUGAGGACUUCCGGAAACUGUUCAGCAAACUCCCCGAAGCAGAACGCCUCAUUGUGGAUUACUCCUGCGCCCUGCAGCGUGAGAUCCUGCUCCAGGGCCGCCUCUACCUCUCCGAGAACUGGAUCUGCUUCUACAGCAACAUCUUCCGCUGGGAGACCACGAUCUCCAUCCAGCUGAAGGAAGUGACAUGUCUGAAGAAGGAAAAGACGGCCAAGCUGAUCCCCAACGCCAUCCAGAUCUGCACGGAGAGCGAGAAGCAUUUCUUCACUUCCUUUGGGGCCCGUGACCGCUGCUUCCUCCUCAUCUUCCGCCUCUGGCAGAAUGCACUGCUUGAAAAGACGCUGAGUCCCCGCGAGCUCUGGCACCUGGUGCAUCAGUGCUACGGCUCAGAGCUGGGCCUCACCAGUGAGGAUGAGGACUAUGUCUCCCCCUUGCAGCUGAACGGUCUGGGGACCCCCAAGGAAGUGGGAGAUGUGAUCGCCCUGAGCGACAUCACCUCCUCGGGGGCAGCUGACCGCAGCCAGGAGCCAAGCCCAGUGGGUUCGCGCCGUGGCCGUGUCACGCCCAACCUUUCCCGAGCCAGCAGCGACACAGACCAUGGGGCAGAGGAGGACAAGGAGGAGCAGGUAGACAGCCAGCCAGACGCCUCCUCCAGCCAGACAGUGACCCCGGUGGCUGAACCCCCGAGCACAGAGCCCACCCAGCCUGACGGGCCCACCACCCUGGGCCCCUUGGACCUGCUGCCCAGUGAGGAGCUAUUGACGGACACAAGUAACUCCUCUUCAUCCACUGGAGAGGAAGCGGACUUGGCUGCCCUGCUUCCCGACCUCUCCGGCCGCCUCCUCAUCAACUCUGUCUUCCAUGUGGGCGCUGAGCGGCUCCAGCAGAUGCUCUUCUCGGACUCGCCCUUCCUCCAGGGCUUCCUACAGCAGUGCAAGUUCACAGACGUGACCCUGAGCCCCUGGAGUGGGGACAGCAAGUGCCACCAGCGCCGGGUGCUGACGUACACCAUCCCCAUCAGCAACCCACUGGGCCCCAAGAGCGCCUCCGUGGUGGAGACACAGACGCUGUUCCGGCGCGGCCCCCAGGCCGGCGGGUGUGUGGUGGACUCCGAGGUGCUGACGCAGGGCAUCCCCUACCAGGACUACUUCUACACUGCCCACCGCUACUGCAUCUUGGGUCUGGCCCGGAACAAGGCGCGGCUCCGAGUGUCCUCUGAGAUCCGCUACCGAAAGCAGCCGUGGAGCCUGGUGAAGUCGCUCAUUGAGAAGAACUCGUGGAGCGGCAUUGAAGACUAUUUCCACCAUCUGGAGCGAGAGCUCGCCAAGGCUGAGAAGCUGUCUCUGGAGGAAGGCGGGAAGGAUGCCCGGGGCUUGCUAUCUGGCCUGCGGCGGCGGAAGCGGCCCCUGAGCUGGCGGGCUCACGGGGAUGGGCCCCAGCACCCAGAUCCUGACCCCUGUGCCCGGGCCGGCAUGCACACCUCGGGCUCCCUCAGCUCCCGCUUCUCCGAACCGUCUGUGGACCAGGGCCCCGGGGCAGGCAUCCCCAGUGCCCUGGUUCUCAUCAGCAUUGUCCUUAUCAUCCUCAUCGCCCUCAAUGUCCUGCUCUUCUACCGCCUCUGGUCCCUGGAAAGGACAGCCCACACCUUUGAGUCCUGGCACAGCCUGGCCCUGGCCAAGGGCAAGUUCCCCCAGACGGCCACAGAGUGGGCCGAGAUCCUGGCGCUGCAGAAGCAAUUCCACAGCGUGGAGGUGCACAAGUGGAGGCAGAUCCUGCGGGCCUCCGUGGAGCUCCUGGAUGAGGUAGGAGGCGCCGCUCGGGCAGGGCUCGGGGCUGCAGGGCUGCAGGGUCCUGUGUUGAAACCCCACCGUGCGGCAGGCACUUCCCCUCUCCGGGUCUCAGUGUCCUCCUCUGUAAAAUGAGGAAGCCACUCAGAGUCCCCACCCCACAGCAUUGCAGGGGAAAGCAUGGAAGCAUGGAUGGAAGACAGAACUGAUUGGCUCACGUCCUGGAGAAAAGUCCAGAGGCGUCUCACAUUAGGCACGGCCGGGUUUGGUCACUCAACAGCAGUAAGAGUCAGUCUCUCGUGCCCACUCUGCCCUGUGCCCAUCUCCAGGGUUGGCUUCAUUGGAGGCCACCCUUUUCCCCCCGCAGGGGACCACGGAGCUUACUCUCAUUGGCUGCUGGGGUCCCAGGCCUACCCCUGACACAUCACAGCAGCCAGGGCAGGCCAGGUGUGGUCCCUCUACCCGCUACCCCCCUCUGGGGUAACUAAGGGGUCACAUGGUCUGAAGGGGAGAGACUCUCCAAAGGACCUGAGGUCUCAUCUCCAAAACGGAGUGGACCCAGACACCCAGUGUAGUUCAGGGACAAUGUCCACUCAGACAACCAGGUUCCAAUUCUGGUGUGUGACCUUGUGUAAGUGAUUUUGCCAUGGUGGCCGUGGCCUCCUCUGUGCACAGGAUAAUGACUGAUGCUACCUCAAAGACUGUUGUAAGGAUGAGACAAGUUGACAUUGGGAGUGGUGCCAGGCCUGCAGGAAACACUGGAUGUGGGCUGGCUGUCCUGAGUGUGAGCCUAGCGCCAGGGACAAAGCAGAUGCCCAAUAAAUGUGAUGUCAUCACACGACAAUUCCCUCAGGCCCCAGUAGACUCAGGCCAGCAGUUGCGGUGGGUCAGAGCAAGUGUCAGGCCAGCAGUUGCGGUGGGUCAGAGCAAGUGUCAGGCACUCGGGGAAGGUGUCGAGGGGGAAAGCGGAUGGGAAACAGAGUCUGGCGUUGCCUGCAUUUCCAAGGCCAUCAGAGCUGAAGUUGUGGGUGACGGUGAAAACCUUGUCUCAUUGGACCCUUCCAUAUCAGAAGGCUCAUCUUUAGGGGUCUCAUUGCCCCCCGAAAUCAAGCUUGGGAGAGGCUCACACUGGAAAGGGCGGGGCAGGACAGGGUGGGGAGGAGAUGAAGGCUGAAGCCCCAUCACUCAUAGAGAGGGUAGGCAGGGCCCCCCAUCCUGCGUUAUUUUAUUUUAUUCUUUUGAGACAGGAUCUCAUUCUGUUGCCCAGGCUGGAGUGCAGUGGCACGAUCAUGGCUCAUCGCUGCCUCGAACUCCUGAAUCAAGUGAUCCUCCUGCCUCAGCAUCCUGAGUAGCUGGGACUAUAGGCAGGCACCACCACACCUGGCCAAUUUUAAAAUUUUUUGUAGAGACCAGAGUCUCACCAUGUUGCCCAGGCUGGUCUCAAACUCCUGGCCUCAGGCAAUCCUCCCGCCUCGGCCUCCCAAAGUCCUGGGAUUGCAGGUGUGAUCCACCACGCCUGGCCCUGAGUUAAAUUUUUAUCAUUUUCCUCUCUCUCAAACUGCUAAGGGUGCAGAGUUGACGUCACAGAUUGGUGCUCACAGUAGAUGUAGACUGAGCACUUACCUGCAGCUGGGCUGUUCUAAGUUUUAAGCAUGACUGCUUUAUCCCCACAGCCAGCCUUUGAGGAAGAUGCUCUUGUUAUCCCAGUUUUUUUGAGACAGUCUCGAUCUGUCACCCAGGCUGGCGUGCAGUGGUGCGACCUCUGCCUUCCAGGUUAAAGCGAUUCUUGUGCCUCAGCUUCCCAGGUAGCUGGGAUUACAGGCACCCGCCACCACGCCUGGCUAAUUUUUGUAUUUUUAGUAGAGACGGGGUUUCACCAUGUUGGCCAGGCUGGUCUUGAACUCCUGACCUUAAGUGAUCCACCGGUCUCAGCCUCCCAAAGUGCUGGGAUUACAGGCAUGAGCCACUGUGCCCGGCCGUUAUCCCGGUUUUAUACAUAGGUAGGCGAUAUGAGGCAUCCAGAGGUUCGAGGAGCUCAGGAGCUUGCCCGAGGUCACAGAGUGGGUAAUGGUGACAGCUAACAUGUGCUGAGCACUUAGUGUACACCAGGUUCUCAGUGCUCUUCAGAACCCUGAAAUAAUCCUGUGGAGCAGAUGUGUUAUAGACCCGUAUUUCAAAUGAGGGGAUUUUGGCUCAGGGUGGUUACGGGACUUGCCUGAGGUUAACUGAGGUAACAAGCAGCAGAGCCGGGAUUUGAACCUAGGCCAUCGGGGUCACAGGCACACACUAAGCCCCUUCCUCUGCUGCCUCUGAGAAGUUAAACUGGGUGCAGCAUGGCUGUGCUCUUUUCACCAAGGGACCCUGGGGUGGGGCAGUAUGGCCUCUAGACCGUCCUCAGUUUCUCAAUGGCAAGAUGGGGGUGGGCGACAUCACCCCCCAGCCUCCAGCGUUCACCCCCGACCCUGCUCACCUCCUCCCCGCAGAUGAAGUUCUCACUGGAGAAGCUGCACCAAGGCAUCACAGUCUCAGACCCUCCCUUUGACACCCAGCCCCGGCCCGAUGACAGCUUUUCCUGAGGACCCCGGCCAUGCAGCUGUUCCCCCACAUGGACAGAUGGACACACAGAGCCUCGGCGGCCACUGCUGGCACGGUGUGAGCGCCAGGCAUCUCCCACCCGCCCCUCCCGACGGCCCAACCAGGGGCUGUGCAGACGUGGGGACCACGGAACCGAGAUGCACUUUAGACCAGGGAGCUGGCCCGGCCUCUGGCAGGCCCCCCACUAACUUAUUUUGCCCGGCUGAGGUGGGGGGCGCCUCCUGGGGUGCACGAUUCCCUCAGCUCUGGGUUUAAUGUAUUAUAUUUAUUUGGGGCCGACAGUGCCCCAAUAAAGGGUCAGAAGUG